This is a messenger RNA of Heterostelium album PN500, 894 nucleotides long. RefSeq names its product WD40 repeat domain-containing protein (gene morg1). Gene Ontology annotation, cellular component: catalytic step 2 spliceosome. Lineage: Eukaryota; Evosea; Eumycetozoa; Acytosteliales; Acytosteliaceae. Gene Ontology annotation, biological process: mRNA splicing, via spliceosome. The record is from RefSeq and is a predicted model, not a curated record. The transcript has 4 exons. The coding region runs from base 1 to 894 and encodes 297 amino acids. Gene Ontology annotation, molecular function: protein binding.
AUGAAAUUUAAUAAUAGUAAAGUAUUAUUAGGACAUCAAGGAUCAGUUUUAGUUGUUAGAUUUAAUAAUGAUGGACAAUAUUGUCUGAGUGGAUCACAAGACAAGACUAUUAAGCUUUGGAAUCCAUCUAAAGAGUUAUUGAUUCAUACAUUCAGUGGACAUGGCUAUCCUGUAUUGGAUGUAAAGAGUUCGCCUGAUAACAAUCAUAUCUAUAGUUGUGCAGAGCGUCAACUCUAUCAAUGGGAUAUAACAUCAGGUGAAACAAUUAGAAAGUUUAAAGGUCAUUCACAUACAAUAAAUUCGAUUGCAUUGAAUAGAGAUCAAUCCAUUUUAUUAUCAGGAUCAUACGAUAAGAGUAUAAAGAUAUGGGAUUUGAAAUCUAGAAAUGCAGAUCCUAUUCAGGUGAUCGAAGAUGCACAAGACAGUGUUACAUCGGUCAUUGUCAACGACGAUGAAUUCGAAAUCAUAUCAUGUAGUGUCGAUGGUGCAAUUAGAAUCUAUGAUAUUAGAAAUGGCAAAUUAAAAUAUGAUCAAUUAAAUCAUGCAUUAUCAUCAAUCUAUUUAACACAUGAUAAAAAAUGUUUGUUGGUCGGUGCAAUGAAUUCAUCGAUUCAGUUGUUGGAGAAGAAAACCGGUGAUUUGUUAAAUGAUUUCUCGGGUCAUCGUAAUUCGAUAUACAAACUCAAUAGUUGUACGGUGUUCGACGAUUCACUGGUGGUCAGUGGUUCCGAGGACAACGACAUCUAUCUGUGGGACAUUGUCGAAGGCAACAUCGUUGGCAGACUCAAAGCACAUCAAAACGUUGUCACUUCAAUCGAUACACAUCCAAAGCAACAUAUCGUUAUUUCAGCAUCAACCGAUGCUUCUAUUCGAUAUUGGGACACUCAACAAUAA